Messenger RNA from Rotaria sp. Silwood2, 3275 nucleotides. NCBI's taxonomy places the organism in Eukaryota, Metazoa, Rotifera, Eurotatoria, Philodinida, Philodinidae. The record is from the annotation of a GenBank genome assembly.
AUGGAUAUGCAAUAUAUUUUUACUGAAUUUCUUGCUCGACGAAUUUUACCAUCAUCACUAAUAAUUAGUAAUAAAAUGAUUCCAAAUCAAAUUAGAACUUUCUUUUCAACAAAAUUAACAGCAAUGGAAUGUUCUGAUUGUACACAUGUUCAGCAACUAUCAUUGAUCGAUUAUAAUCGAUCCGAAAUGGGAAUGAUCAAUUGGCAUCUUAAACCAUUUUCUUCUUUACAAUCAUUUUGUCUAGUUGAAAAUAUGUCGAAAAACAAUUAUCCAAUGACCCAUUUCACACAUGAAUUGCUUCGUGAGAUAGUUUUUGGUAUGCAGUUCACUAAAAUUAUCGAAAUUGAAUUGAUAGUAAACGAUGGCAUAAUUCUUGAUAAACAAUUACAUUCAAAUUUGCUUCUCAAACGGCUAACUAUUUCAUUACGAACAAUCGACGAUCUUUUCGUUCUACUUGAUGGUCUUGUACCUAAUUUGAUUGAAGUUGAUGUUACUUUAUGCACUGAUCAUGUCAGUCGUCGAUUAUUAUUACCAUUCAAAUCGAACAUUUUUCCAAUGGUUCAUUUAACAAAAUUUCGAUUGACUACGAAACAGGAAGUAGAAAUGAGAUAUGAAUAUUUUUUCAAUAUUGUCAAAUUUCUUAGUCAAAUCGAUACAUUAAUAAUCGAUAUAAAAAAUUGGACACAUCCUGAUUAUAUGUUUGUGCAUGGUCAUCAACUUGAAAUGAUUAUAGAUCAGUUCAUGCCUCGUCUUCAACAUUUCCAUUGUCAUAUUCGAACAGAAUGUUAUAUUGAUAUGACGACUUUUGUUGGAUUUAAUCAACGAUGGCAGAUUGCGUGUGGAAAGCCGUCCAACGGUUUUUACAGUCAUUUGUAUACGGUACCUUGGUCGUUCAAAGAAUUGGAAACAUCAAUGUUGGCCAAUGAGGAUACGAUGAGUAUUUGUCCCAAUGUUCUUGAUCUUACAGUUGACAAACCAUGUUCAAAUUUGUCUCAACGCUUUCCGAAAAUCAAUACACUCACAAUUUUAUGCAAAUGUGAGUUUAGUUCUGGUAGUUUUCCUCGACUUCGUCAUCUUACAACUAGAAAUAUAGAAAUUGUUUCAAUGAUUGGGCAAUACAUUCAUACAUUGACAUUAAUUGAAAAGCCUAAAUCUUCUACGCAUUCGACUAUUUAUCUAAAUAUUUGUCAUUUAAAUCUCGACAAUAUUCAAAUAUCUUCAUUGCAAACCAUCAUGUUACUCGUGCGAUAUUUUCAAAUCUUCGUUCACUGAAAAUUCAAUUUGAAAUGAGCAAAGAAUAUUUUGAUAGUCUCGAUAUGUUACUUGAUAAUCAACAUCUUCCUCAUCUCAUGCUACUUAAAACAAACUGGAUCGAUAGAAAUAAUAAUGUAAAGCCCGAUAUCAACUCCUGGAUUAUUGAAAAAACAAUAUUAAAAUGGCGAUCGAAACCAUUUUUGGCAUUUCGUGAAGACAACAAUUGGAUUGUUUGGCUUUGAAAUUGAUUCGGUUCUCUAUCAGAUAUGAAGAAAAACGUUUCAUUAAACAUGUAUAUAUUCAAAUAUUCGAUUUCUAUUUGAUGUUCAACAACCAUAUAUCAUAUUUAUAAUUCAUUAAUAAAAUAUAUGGUUAUGUUUCUUGCUGGUGUACAAAUCAACUGUUAUUUUAGACCGUACUGGACAAGCAAAUUCUAAGUCAUAGCAUAGACAAUAAAAGGAAUUUUUCAGAAUCAUUCUUUUCGAAGAAUAUCAAACUUUUCUAUAAACAUGUGUCAAUGUUACAUCGGAAACAUGAACAAUGCACUAUUACAUCACGAGAAUACCUUACAGAACUUUUUUACUAUUUUGUGAACUCUCUUGCCGGUAAAAACAUUUUCUUUGCAUGUUAAAAAAAAACUCACUAUAGAGUGAGAAAAUCAUUGAGGUAUUUUCGUGAUAUAAUAGUAGGUUGUUGUAACGUUUUUCUUGCAUUAUCCAAAGGAAAUAUGUUUUACGAAAUAACUAUCAACACAUCCAUUUCAUUUUCUCCUAUUGCGUUCAAUCGUCCUUAUCAUGUGCUCUGCUCUGAAAGAAAUAUUUCAAAACUUGUUUUUGGUCUUUUUUAACUAAUACGUCACCUAUGAUUGCUUCGAAUCGUCGUAUAGAUUGCGUCAAUGCAUUUGACAGAUUGCAUUGUUAAAGCUUCGCAUAAGAGAAAUAAUGAUUUGUCAUUGAAAACACGCGUUUUUUUUAUAUGUGUAAGAAAGAAACGAAACGGAUCAGAUUAGUAUUUUUCUCCGCUGAUAGGUUGAAGAAAAAAGUAAAUUCAAAAGAGAAAAGUACACAUAUUGUAAAGGAUUUUUGUUUCAUUAAAAAGUCGCUUAAUUGGUCGAUUUAGAGUCCAUUGGCUAAAAACCACCUUGGCAUACACAAUUCGAUCAUCUGAAGAUAUACCAGUGCAGAUCGAUUGUCAGCGUUUGAUGAGAGUAAUUUCACUCCGAACUUCAUCACUGUACCUAGGUCGCUCUUCCAACCCACACUAUAUAUCGACUAAAAAUUAGAAAAUCCAAAAGAUAAUUCAAAAAAGAGGAAAAGAAAUACAUUUUACUCUUUUUUUCUUGUUAGUCAAAGACACUCGAUAAUGUUCUCUCGCCACAUGCCGUACAUGCUUAUAUGUUAUAGCACGACGACUUGCCUGAUGACAUUGUACAAUAGGGGAUCGUUCAAUGCAGGAGCCAACUAAUUUUGUAAUUUUUUGAGGUCUCUCUUCUCCUUCUCGUUGAUUCUUGCUAUUUUCAAGCAGAAAACAAUGACGAAGAGAAAGUUCGUUUUACACCUGUUUAUGAAACUAGCCAUCAGCAAAGUUUGAUCGGUUGUCAUAGUAGUACUAACUACAAGAAGGUGCGAGUCGAAACAUGAACCUUCUCAACAUACAAACUUGAAAAUCAUUACACAGAAUGAUAGAUUUUGAGCUUUAUCUGAUGAUCCUUUUUUCUGUACAUCUACACUAAAUGGUGUCUUUAAUAGUUUCUUAACUGUGAAGAUUAAUACAAAACGACGGAUGCAUUUCAAGAUAAGACGCAAUCAAGGCAAUUAAUUAUAAACCUUUCUAUGAGUGUGUAUUUGUGUUAGAACUUUCACAUAUGGGCGUGGCCAUUCGUUACGGAAUUUCAAUUUUGAAUCUUCUAAGAUCCAUUUUUUCGUAGUAACAGAAGUAAACGCUCUGAAAUUUCUACUAGUAGUAGAGGCUCUCGUGAUUAACUAUAGGUAUGAUUUCUUUAAAUUUUUGUUGAAGUCCGU